GCUGCGGACCGCGGAGCCAAGCAGGCAGGCAGACAAGCAGGCACGACCCAAGGCAUAAACUCACAUUCAGGGACAGACACGGACGUAUGGACGCCAAUACUCUCUUCUCCCCUUAAAUUAAAGUGCCCUGACAUUUAUUCACCACGUCUUCCACAGGAAGUUUCCCUUUGGUAACAAGUGGACGCUAGCAAGUUUGGUUGCGUCGGCGAACACUUCCAGAAAGCCAAAAGUUUGCGGUGGAUCUUGUUAAGACGCUGCGCCUCCUUCCCUCCUCUUGCCACUACAGCUGUUUGUCAGCUGUUGGCCCAUCCCGGUCUACUCGAAGAGAUGGGGUUUAAAACCUCGAAGGAAUGCCUGUGACCAGCCGCGGGUGUCCGGACAGAUAACCAGGUGCGCCGCUGCCGUCAUGGCGAGGCCAGCGGGGUGGCUGUCUCGUUUCUCUGUGGUCACCCUGGCCCUGGAGAUGCUGGUGGCGUCGUCUGCGGAAGUGGAACAUGAGUGGCACUUCAAUGCAGCUCAGUGUCGUUACGCCCUGGGGAUGGAGGAUGGCAGCAUCCCAGACUCUGACAUCACUGCCUCCAGCGCCUGGUCCGACUCCACCGAGGCCAAGCAUGGCAGGUUGAGCAAAGGAGAAGGGGACGGCGCUUGGUGCCCCGCAGGCGCAGUCUUCCCCAGCGGAACAGAGUACCUUCAGGUGGACCUGCACAAACUCCACUUCCUGGCACUGGUUGGCACGCAGGGUCGCCAUGCCGACGGGCACGGUCAGGAGUUUGCCCGUAUUUAUCGGCUUCACUACUCCCGAGACGGAGUGAAGUGGCUCACCUGGAAGGACCGCUGGGGCCAGGAAGCGGUGUCGGGGAACGAGAACACCUACGAUGUGGUUCUGAAGGACUUGGGCCCUCCUAUAGUGGCCCGUAUGGUGCGCUUCUACCCACUGGCUGACAGGGUCAUGAGUGUCUGCCUACGAGUGGAACUGUAUGGUUGUGUGUGGACAGAUGGUUUAAAGGCUUAUACAGCUCCCGUGGGCCACGUCAUGAACCUGUCAGGCAUGCCCGUCAACCUGAACGACUCCACCUACGAUGGAAGCACACAGCAAGGCUUGCAGUUUGGCGGCCUGGGUCAACUGUGCGAUGGCGUCCUGGGAGGAGACGACUUCAUGGAAACCAAAGAGCUGAGGGUGUGGUCCGGCUAUGACUACCUGGGCUGGAAUAGAGAUGUUCUCGGGAAGCCCAGCGUGGAUAUCGAGUUCCAUUUUGAGAAGCCACGUGUCUUCCGUACCAUGCAGGUGCACAGUAACAACCGUCACACUGAGGGCGUGCGGGUGUUCAACAAGGUGGAGUGUCUCUUCAAGCCGGACAUCCUGCAGCCAUGGUUGUCUCCGGCUCUUGUACUGUCUGUGCCUCUAGAGGACCUGAAGGACCCGUCCUCUCGAACCAUCUCUUUGCCACUGGGAGGACAUGCGGCUCAGAUAUUGCACUGCAAGUUCUAUUUCGCAGACCGCUGGCUGCUUCUCAGCGAGAUAUCAUUCCUGUCUGAGCCUUUUGAAAAGGACGUCACACGGACACAUUUCAACCAUCCCACCGCGAGCUCCUCUCCUGCCCUCAACCGCACCUCCUCUAUCUCCCCAGCGCCGAGUCGCAGCGCAUCCAACACUACCGCUUCAGUUUCCGCACCCCCCACCAUUGCCACCUCCACCUUCAUGAUGGACACCACCACUAACUGGACUCUCUCAGGCUCGGAGUUUGCCGCCGUGUCUCCGAGGGCGGGGCUUCCCGUGGCCAAGGACGACAGCAACAACACGGCCAUUCUGAUUGGCUGCCUGGUGGGCAUCAUCCUGCUGCUGCUGGCCGUCAUCGCCGUCAUCCUGUGGAGGCAGUACUGGAAGAAGCUGCUGGGGAAGGCCCAGGGCAGCCUCUCGAGCAACGAGCUGCGCGUCCACCUGUCCGUCCCCUCGGACAACGUGGUCAUCAACAACACGCACAGCUACUCCAGCCGCUACCAGCGCAUCCACACCUUCCCCGACGACCCCGAGCGGGAGGGCGAGUGCGAGUACCAGGAGCCAAGCGCCUUGCUCCGCCCGCGGGACCACCGUGACAGCACGGCCUUGCUGUUAAACAACCCGGCCUAUCACCUGCUCCUGUCAGAUCACAGGAAAGAAUCGGCGCCCAGCACCUGUCAGGCUCAGGAAAAGCGCCUCAAUGUGCCGCAUGCCUGCGGACUGGACUUGAACCCGGAGAAGAGUUUCCCCCCGUCUCAGGACGAGCCUCCACCCUACCCCGGGUCGCCGCCUUACCCCGCCCUGUCGCCGCCCGUGUCCCCCCCGCUGCCCCCCAGCGUGCCGCACUACGCCGAGGCCGACAUCGUGUGCCUGCAGGGCGUCAGCGGCAACAACACCUACGCCGUGCCCGCCCUGGCCUCGUCCAGCCUCGGUGGGGCGGACGCCACCCCUUUGCCGGAGCUGCCCCGUCAGUGUCUCAUCUUCAAGGAGAAACUGGGGGAGGGACAGUUUGGCGAGGUGCACCUGUGUGAAAUAGAAAACCCUCAAGACCUUCCUAACCUGGAAUUUCCCUUCAACGUGAGGAAAGGUCGCCCUCUGCUGGUGGCUGUCAAGAUCCUGCGGCCUGAUGCCUCCAAAAAUGCCAGGAAUGACUUCCUGAAGGAGGUGAAGAUCCUCUCCCGCCUUAAAGACCCCAACAUUAUCCGUCUGCUGGGCGUGUGCGUGAGCAGCGACCCCCUGUGUAUGGUCACCGAGUACAUGGAGUGUGGAGACCUCAACCAGUACCUUUCCCACCGAGUGCUGCUGGAUAAGAGCGGACCUUCACACAACACUCCCACCAUCAGCUACCCGGCUCUCAUUUCCAUGGCCGGCCAGAUCGCCUCCGGCAUGAAGUUCCUCUCCUCGCUCAACUUCGUGCACCGCGACCUGGCCACACGCAACUGCUUGGUGGGCGGCGAGCUGGGCGAGAGCGGAGGCGACCCGAGCGGCGAGCGCCACAUCAAGAUCGCCGACUUCGGCAUGAGCAGAAAUCUGUAUGCGGGAGACUACUACAGGAUCCAAGGACGAGCCGUGCUGCCCAUCCGCUGGAUGGCCUGGGAGUGCAUCCUCAUGGGUAAAUUCACCACCGCCAGUGACGUGUGGGCAUUCGGGGUCACCCUGUGGGAGAUGCUGAGCGUCUGCCAGGAGCAGCCUUACUCCAACCUGACGGACGAACAAGUCAUCGACAACGCCGGCGAGUUCUUCAGAGACCAGGGCAGACAAGUGUAUCUGGGGAAACCCGCCGUGUGUCCUCAGGGUCUCUACGAGCUCAUGUUGAGCUGCUGGAACAGAGACUGCAAGCUCCGCCCAUCUUUUGGCGACAUCCACUCCUUCCUCACAGAGGACGCCAUGAACAUGGUGUAAGACGCCAUGAACAUGGUGUAAGACGCCAUGAACAUGGUGUAAGACGCCAUGAACAUGGUGUAAGACGCCAUGAACAUGGUGUAAGAUGCAUCAGGAGUCCACUGGUGGGGUCGAGGCUUUUCUUAAAACACUUUUUUAGGCCGAGGGGGUGCUGGAGACGCUGCUGGUUCAGUUGAAUCCCCAGAAACCUGCAGUAAACUUAGCUUGACUUGCUGUAGAUCUGACCUUGCGUAGUACAACGUGGUGGGUGGUGGUGGUGGUGGUGCUUUCUGCAUUACAAGACUUCUUUCUUUUUUUCCAAAGGGGACAGGAAGUAUCUUCUAAAUGCGGGCAGACUGUUAGGUGUAGUGGUUCACAUAGUUUAUUACCCUCCCAGCUCCCCUCCCGCAAAUAACAUGUAAUGGUUCCAUAGUUGCCUUUUACACAGAGGCCCUCUGGAACUCUGAAAACGGAUGGCAGGAGAUUAAAGCCGGUGGAUAACAUAACUGCCUCGGGUUCAAUUCCUGGACAGUCAGGCCAGGGUGACCUCCGCCUUUCAUUUAAGUAAGCUAAGACGGACUCCAUCUCUCCCGAAUAAGAUAAGUGGAUCGAUGCCGGGAGAUGAGGGUUGUUGGCAAAUGUAGAAUUUCACUUAGCUGCCUUCCACGUGACCUCGCUUGGCUAGUAGCAAUCAGCCAAGUGUGUUACCCCAAAAUCAGGACCAGAAUUAGUGGACUGGAAAGCGGAUAACUGAGGUCCUUUGGUAGUGUAGUAGUUCCCAUAGUAGUUCCCGCCACAAGUCAAGCGGCUCCCCUUGCACUCCUGAACAGGGUAAGUGUCUCUUGGCAGUGUAGUGCUUCACGUAGCAGACCAGGGAGGAUGGCGACUUACUCAAAGGGGACUACGUGACUCACUGCAGACCUGCAGUGCACUUCCAAACCCCAACAGCAUUAUUUUAGGGACAACGGAAGACAUUACUGCGCCAAAGAGUGAGAAAAAUCCCCCAAAGUGCUGCUGUCACAUGACCUCCAAACUCAAAGCAGAAAUGUUACUUUCAGUUUGGACACACAAAAAAAAAAGAAUAUUCCACAACUUCCUGCACUUUAACACGUUUGUGGCUGAUGAACUGUUGCUAUGAAUCCUGCUUGUGUGGACUGAAGAGCAGUGAUUGGAUGACAGCAGGAUGUAAAAAUAUCAUUUUGAAAUGACUGAUUUUUUUUUUUGGUCCCCGCUAUAGAAAGUCUUUGUUACACAUUGUUGUACAGCACUAGAGUCAAUCAGUCCUACACACCAUCAAUUGAUAGUUGUGGUACCAUUUGAGUCCCCUUUUGAUACACUAUUUGAUACAGUGUAGUUAACCCUUUUUUUAGAUGCUUUGUCUGCUGGUACAUGAAUAGUUUGUACAUAUUUUAAAUACAAAUCUGUAUUUUCCUGUACUAAUGUAUGGAGCACUCUUGUUGGAGUCUUCUGUAGAAACGCUUGCUACCUUGAAUAUUGUGCUGUUUAUAUAUUUGUAGAUGUUUCAAUAAAGUUUUAACCCUUUUCAAAUAAAAACAA
Molecule: messenger RNA, 4936 nt
Organism: Entelurus aequoreus (snake pipefish)
Lineage: Eukaryota; Metazoa; Chordata; Actinopteri; Syngnathiformes; Syngnathidae
Gene: ddr1
Product: discoidin domain receptor tyrosine kinase 1
Exons: 21
Coding region: 407-3400 (997 amino acids)
Biological process (GO): multicellular organism development; protein phosphorylation; positive regulation of kinase activity
Cellular component (GO): membrane; signaling receptor complex
Molecular function (GO): ATP binding; protein tyrosine kinase collagen receptor activity; collagen binding
Source: RefSeq, a predicted model, not a curated record